This is a messenger RNA of Fundulus heteroclitus (mummichog), 3034 nucleotides long. RefSeq names its product macoilin 1b (gene maco1b). NCBI's taxonomy places the organism in Eukaryota, Metazoa, Chordata, Actinopteri, Cyprinodontiformes, Fundulidae. The record is from RefSeq and is a predicted model, not a curated record. The transcript is spliced from 11 exons. Gene Ontology annotation, cellular component: rough endoplasmic reticulum membrane. Gene Ontology annotation, biological process: neuronal signal transduction. Bases 209 to 2254 code for a protein of 681 amino acids.
UCUGCGCUUAUUGAGCGUGCGCUAACAGAAAAAGAGGAGGAUCUCUAGCUGAGUCCUUUAUUUAUUUCUUUGUGUUCAGCGGGGGGGAAUAAUAAUAACAACAGCAACGCACGCCGCCGGUAUUUUAUUUAUUAUCGUUGUCAGUAUACGCAAGAAAACUGGAUAAGAUUACAGCUGCUACUCGACGGCCGAAGCCAAGGGGAGGAGGAUGAAGCGGCGCAAUGCGGACUGCAGCAAACUAAGACGGCCGUUAAAACGGAACCGAAUCACCGAGGGGAUCUACGGCAGUACCUUCCUGUACCUGAAGUUCCUGGUUGUGUGGGCUCUGGUGCUGCUGGCAGACUUUGUGCUCGAGUUCAGGUUUGAGUACCUCUGGCCGUUCUGGCUCUUCAUGCGGAGUGUCUACGACUCCUUCAGAUACCAGGGACUGGCGUUUUCAGUAUUCUUUGUCUGUGUGGCAUUUACCUCGGACAUCAUUUGCCUCCUCUUCAUCCCGGUGCAAUGGCUCUUCUUUGCUGCCAGUACCUAUGUGUGGGUGCAGUAUGUUUGGCACACCGAGAGGGGUGUGUGUCUGCCCACCGUGUCUCUAUGGAUACUGUUUGUGUACAUAGAGGCAGCGAUCAGAUUCAAAGACCUGAAGAACUUCCAUGUGGACCUGUGUCGUCCCUUUGCUGCACACUGCAUCGGCUAUCCCGUAGUCACGUUGGGCUUUGGCUUCAAGAGCUACGUUAGUUAUAAAAUGCGUCUGCGGAAGCAGAAGGAGGUGCAGAAGGAGAACGAGUUUUAUAUGCAACUGCUACAGCAGGCUCUGCCUCCAGAGCAACAGAUGCUUCAAAGGCAAGAGCGAGAAGCAGAGGAAGCAGCACCAGCUAAAGGAUUAUCUGAAGGAGACACACCUCCAGUGUCACAGAAUGGCGCCCCAGCCAAUAAAAAGCCAUCUGUGCCCUUCCCAGAGCUGGAGUAUAAAGAAAAAGGGAAAGAAGGACGAAGCGGCGGGGAUAGUAAAAAGCAACAGAACAGCAUCCUGCCGUCUUCGGUGGACUCUAAGCUCCAAGAGGUGGAGUACAUGGAGAAACAUAUAAACAACAAGAGACUGAACACAGAGCUGGGCAGCACAGAGAACCUGUUGCUUAAAGAGGACAACAAUUCCUCCUGUUCAUCUUCAUCCUCCUCCUCCUCCUCCUCCAAAAAUUACAAAAACGCUAACACCAACGCCGUGAUGCUCGCCUCCUCGCCGUGCGGCCACAGCGCCACCAACGGCAGCGUGCCCUCAGCGCAGCCGCCCUCCGCGGGGAAGAACGAGAAGAAGCACAAGCUGACGGCGGGCAAAGGGACGUCCGGCAGCUCCCACCGGGACCCCACAGACAACUGCAUCCCCAACAACGAGCUGAAAAAGCCAGAGGCGCUUGUUAGACUGGAGCAGGACAUUAAAAAGCUGAAGGCGGACCUGCAGGCCAGCCGGCAGGUCGAGCAGGACCUGCGCAGCCAGGUCGGCUCGCUGGGCAGCGCCGAGCGCUCCAUACGCACCGAGCUGGGUCAGCUGCGGCAGGAAAACGAGCUGCUGCAGAACAAGCUUCAUAACGCUGUGCAGGCGAAACAAAAGGAUAAACAAACAGUCGGCCAACUGGAGAAGAGGCUCAAAGCAGAACAGGAGGCCCGAGCUGCUGCAGAGAAGCAGUUGACAGAAGAAAAGAAGAGAAAGAAAUUAGAGGAGGCCACGGCUGCCAGGGCAGUAGCGCUAGCAGCGGCGUCUAGAGGGGAGUGCACAGACACGCUGCGGCGGCGAAUCACUGAAUUAGAAGCGGAGGGUAAAAAAUUAACAAUGGACAUCAAGCUGAAAGAGGAGCAGAUACGAGAUCUGGAAAUAAAAGUUCAGGAACUUCAUAAGUAUAAGGAAAAUGAAAAAGACACAGAGGUGCUGAUGUCAGCGCUGUCAGCGAUGCAGGACAAGACUCAGCAUCUUGAAAACAGCCUGAGCGCAGAGACCAGGAUCAAACUGGACCUCUUCUCUGCACUCGGAGAUGCCAAAAGACAGCUGGAGAUUGCACAAGGUCAGAUCCUUCAGAAGGACCAAGAAAUCAAAGACCUGAAGCAGAAGAUAGCAGAAGUUAUGGCCGUCAUGCCCAGCAUCUCUUACACAGCCGACACCAGCAGCAUGACCCCCGUGGCCCCCCACUACUCCUCAAAGUUCAUGGACACCAAUCCCUCCAGCCUGGACCCCAACGCUUCUGUUUACCAGCCUCUCAAAAAGUGACCGCUUUUUCUUUCUUUUCUUUUCUUUUUUUUCCCCUCCCUUUUCUGUUCUGCCCCUCCCUUUUCCUCCAUCCGCCCUCUCUCCAGUCGUCCUGCCCCUGCAGGCCCGGUCAUGUCGCGGCCCAGAACUCGAUUUUUUUUUUCUUCUUCUUCUUCUGUUCUCUCUUUUUGCCAGGUCAGAAGGAUGUUGUAUUGUGUGACUGUGUUUGUUGUAGUUAAAACAAAAGACAAAAAAAAAAAAAAAAAAAAAAAAAAGAUACCCAAAACAACUUAAAUCCCUGGAAAAUUAGGACGCCUCGGUUGUUUUUAUUUAAAUGUCUAGUGAAACCUCACAGAUUCAGGCGUGUAUCUUCAUCUCAAGGGUGCUGCCCCACUCCCCGCCCCCCCCCAUCCCUGCGACCUCCUGCCAGCUCUCCGGCUCCAUGGGGGAAGCAGAUUACUUUUCUUUCACUUUAUUAUUCUCUGGUUCACAUCCCCAAGUAUUUGGCACUUCGUUUUUGCAACAUUUGUACAACCAGAGGAAUGCAUUUCCCCACAUGGAACAACUCAGAACCAGACAGAUUUUAGCUUUCUGCUGCUAGGUUGGCUGUUUUCUUUCACUCUGCACAUUUUCUUUUUAAAAGAAAAGAAACACGGGAAGAACAAAGGUUGAAACAAACUGCGGGUUAAGUUGUAUGCCAGGCCCCGUCUUUUACGACAUACUUGUGGUAUUCCUAACCUUGGUAUCACAGUGUUUACUUAUAAAAGUUUAAUGUAUAACAUGAGUCAAAUCCUUUUUUUU